Molecule: messenger RNA, 2347 nt
Organism: Coccinella septempunctata (seven-spotted ladybird)
Lineage: Eukaryota; Metazoa; Arthropoda; Insecta; Coleoptera; Coccinellidae
Product: organic cation transporter protein
Exons: 9
Coding region: 180-2129 (649 amino acids)
Biological process (GO): transmembrane transport
Cellular component (GO): membrane
Molecular function (GO): transmembrane transporter activity
Source: RefSeq, a predicted model, not a curated record
GGAGUAAAACCGAAGUAUUUGUCCUUACAAGCGCGCCAACUAUAAAAACCUCCAAGAUUUGACAUCAACCUCCAGUCGAAUUCAGAAUUGGUCGGGAAUUACCUCUGAGGGGUUAGCCUGACAACCACCGUGUGCUUUGAAGUGCUUCGAGAAAAUCCGGAAAUUUUUCCCUGAGAAAAAUGCCGCCCCAAGAGAAGGUGGUUCAGCCCCAAUCGGGGGAGGCGGAUGGCGGCCUGGAGCUGGCGGCCAAACCCUCCCCGUUGGCGUACACGAACCAGGCCUUCGUGAGCGAUACAUCGAACAAUAAUGACCAUCCGAAGGAUGGUAAGAAAAUCGAGGAGACUUCGAGGAAAAAUGACGAGGAAAAACCGUUCGAAUUCGACGAUCUGCUGCCUUAUAUUGGAGAGUUUGGGAUCUAUCAGAAAAUUCUUUUUCUGAUGAUGAUACCCUUCGCGUUCAGUGUCGCGUUCGUAUAUUUCACCCAGAUUUUCAUUACCGUCAUCCCCGACGGACACUGGUGCUGGGUGCCUGAGUUGGCUAAUCUAACUGUAGAACAAAGAAAACUUUUGGCCAUACCCCUCAAGGGGCAAGAAUUUGAUAAAUGCCGCAUGUACGAUGUGAAUUUCGAAGAUUUGCUGAAGAUCGACAUUCUCAAACCGGACCCUUCUUGGCCUGUCAAGUCAUGUCAAAAUGGAUGGGAAUAUGACUUCACUGAUCAGCCCUACACAUCAAUUGCUACAGAGCAAAAUUGGGUCUGUGAGAAUGCAGCGCUACCCCAUACAGCUCAAGCCAUAUUCUUCGGAGGGGCUAUACUUGGUGGGUUGAUUUUUGGAUGGUUGGCCGAUAGGUUUGGCCGGCUACCAGCCCUUGUAGGUUCCAAUCUGGUUGGGUUCGUCAGUGGUAUAGCUACCACGUGGUGUAGCUCGUUCUUGGGCUUCUGCAUCUGCAGGUUUCUGGUGGGAUUGGCCUUCGACAACUGUUUCACAAUGAUGUACAUUUUGGUGUUAGAGUAUGUGGGACCAAAAUGGAGGACUUUCGUUGCCAACAUGUCCAUCGCAAUCUUCUUCACCUUUGCCGCAACUGUUUUACCAUGGAUAGCCUACUAUCUGGCUGAUUGGAAAUUGCUCUGUUAUGUGACAUCUGCACCUUUGCUCGUUUCUGUACUGGCUGCCUGGUUCAUACCAGAGUCUGCAAGAUGGCUCACAUCCCAAGGUAAAUUCGACAAAGCUAUUGGAAUACUCAGAAGAUUCGAGAAAAUUAACAGAAGGACUGUAGAUGAGAGCGUUUAUGAUAAAUUCAAGUCUAGCUGUUUGAAGAUACAGAAGGAAGAGGAGAUGGAGAAGACCUACACCGUUUUCGAUCUGUUCAGGACGCCACGUCUGAGAAGGAUCACCCUUGUUCUCAUCAUAUUGUGGAUGUGCAUUUCGUUGGUCUUUGACGGUCAUGUGAGAAACGUCGGUUCUCUUGGAUUGGACUUGUUCUUAACCUUCACCAUCGCAAGCUUCACUGAGUUCCCGGCUGACACGUUCCUGACCAUGGUUUUGGACGUAUGGGGGAGGAGAUGGUUGGCUUUUGGUUCGAUGGUGGUCAGCGGAGUGUUCAGCCUUCUAGCUACAACUGUUCCAAUCGGAAUUCCUAGUGCGACUUUGGCCAUUAUUGGUAGGUUUGCAGUGAACAUAUCAUACAAUAUUGGUCUUCAGUAUGCUGCGGAAUUGCUGCCAACAGUUGUUAGAGCACAAGGUGUCGCCUUGAUCCAUAUCAUGGGUUAUGUUGCUAGUAUUUUGGCUCCGUUCGUAGUUUACUUGGCUAACAUAUCACCAUCCCUUCCUCUGCUUAUUUUGGGAAUCCUGGGCAUAGUUGGAGGAGUUCUUGCACUGUUUCUUCCAGAAACUUUGGACCAGGAACUUCCCCAAACUCUACAGGAUGGAGAAUCCUUCGGUAUGGACCAAGGAAUGUGGGAUUUCCCUUGCAUCAAAAAGAACGAUGACGUAGAAAGCGUGGGAAGUUUCAAGAGAGCCACGUCCACAAGAGGUUCCCUGAGAGCUUCUGGUAGAGGUGAAAUCAGGUCUAGCAUGGUGAACAGGUCGUCUGUUCGAUCUAGGGCAAUUCCAGAAAACCAAAGUGUAUGAUAAAAUAUUCCUAAAUACCUUCAGAUGGUACUGAAGCCAUCGAUCAGACUGUGGUACAAUUUUUGUUGUUUUAUUUUAAUAUUCCUAUUGUACAUAUCUUUUCAUCUACAUGUAGAGAUUUUAUCGAAUUCUUGUAAACGUGAUAUAUAUUUAGUUUUAUUUAUAUAAGUUAUUGUAAUUUAAUGAUAUAAUAAACCCAUAUUGAAAUUGAAUAUAAA